This is a messenger RNA of Trypanosoma cruzi, 2407 nucleotides long. RefSeq lists its product as uncharacterized. NCBI's taxonomy places the organism in Eukaryota, Euglenozoa, Kinetoplastea, Trypanosomatida, Trypanosomatidae. The record is from RefSeq and is a predicted model, not a curated record. The annotation marks the transcript as partial. The transcript has a single exon.
UGAACGGGAAAAUCCACCGACACGCCGAGCAGGUUGCGGGGGAUGUUGCAGCGACGAACACUUUAAAGGCCCUGCAAUCCGGGAGUGCUGAUUGUGAGGAUCCCGCAGCACUUCCGUUCCUUAUGAGGAUCGCGCUGUUUCUCGUCUCGGAGGAUGGCAGGGACGUAGAUUGCGUCAGCGUCCUCUCACCCGAGCACAGCUCAGAUGAGCAUAGUGAUGCAUAUAUGUCUUUCUGGACACCCAUUGCUUCCGAUGAGGCGCUGUGUGCUUCCCAAAGACGACUUCUGCUGCGUUUCUUUGUAAAGACCGCUCCCAGGCAGCUGGUAGAUCUUUCGCGCGACAGGUACAAUCCACCAGCGGAGGUGACACGACGAAUAUUUGGAGAACUGUUGCGCGAUCGGCCAGAGAACCAGGUGGACGAUGCGAAGAUACCACCACGAUUUUUCGCCAAGGAAUCUUCUGUGAAGGAUUUGAGUUUACUCUUCAGGCAGGCCUUGCCGUUCGACGAGCUGCCGAAGGCGGUUCAAGGCUUUUUUAAUGUACUUGCAUCGGAUCUCGCUAGGAGUGUGGCAUGCCACUGUCUGACGGAAUGCCUGCACUCGGCACCGUUCGAGGCAUUGCGUUCUCUCGUUCAGGGUGAGGCGACAAAUACCAGGGCGGCACCUUCCCUCACCGGCUUUGAAUAUGACAAUAAAAAUGAGGGCAAAAACAGCAACGAUGAUGAUGAUGAUGAUGAUUUGGACCGAGAAGAAGGUUAUUUGCGUGAGUUGGCACAAGAAUCGCAGGAGGUUCUGAAUGCCGUCCCAAAAAUUUCCGGCCUUGCGGAACUGUUGGCUUUCGCCGUGUCACCUGCCCUACUUAGUGCUCCCUGCUUUGAGGCUGAUUCAUUUACCGUGGAGUUUACGCAGCAGUUCUCGAGUAGUUGUGCUGUUAGUCCUGCGUUGGCUCUUUCGCAUGUCUUCCAGCGUUGCCUGGCGGAUGAUUUAGUCUGUGUUUUUCAAGCCGCUGCCUCCGGUUUUCUUUUUGUGCCGAAUAAGAAACACUUUGCGCUACGGUGGAUUUUUAUUUGCGUGACGGCCGACGCACGUGACGAUGCUCAACGGGUGUGUCUUUUGUUUAGCGAGCACGAGGGAGACUUUGGUGUGUGCCGACAACUCUGCGAAAAUCUUCGUCGACUGAUCGAGGCGAAAAUAAGGGAGGUCUGUCAGUUGCACCUUUUAAAGCAGUUGCGGGAUACUCAGAACGCUCAGAAUGAAUGGAUGCCGCGCAACUGGGGAGACCAAUUCUCUUCUCCACCAUCCAUUGCCAGUGGAAAUCAAGAAUCCACAGUGUCACUACCAGCUGCAUUUUACUGUCGGGGAUCGACUGUUCUGAAGCUGCCCAUCUACUAUAAAUUGCAGCAUCAGUGCAAGAAGAUACUUUCACGCAUUACGAGUAAUUGCUCCAGGCUCGAGCUCAUCAAUAUUUACAACCGGGAGCAAUGCUUUGUGGUGGCGGAUGACGUUCAGACGGACGUGUUUCACUUCAUCCGCCUCGUAUUUGUGAGGGACACUGCGCAUCUACCCUCAUUAACAGUCCCAUCACCUUCACUUUCCCCCGCCACCCGCUGCCCUCUGAUGGUGGUACAGUUGUUUGGCUCCACCAAAAAUGCGCUCGUGAAGCGUCCUCUCCGCAAGCUGCAGGAUUAUUGCUUUUUUUUGGCGAUACAAGAACUCCAGGGACACCUGAACUAUGUGCAGCACAAACUGAUAUCCAGAGUGGACCUUAUUUUUCUGCAGUGUCGCCGUCGUGAUCCUGUCAUUGUGGACCUGGUGCAAUUUGUGGGGGGUGAGCCAGUGCAGCCGUUGGAUGUCCGGCUCGCUUUUGCCUUGGUCGCUUUGGGUCUCAAGGAGAACAAGUUCAAGUCGUUUCACGUUCAGGAUGGUGGAAGCGCUGCCAUGAGCAACUUUGCGGAAUAUUAUGGGCUUCUGGAGGAAGAGGGAGGCGACGGGGGAGGAACCGGUGGAAGCAGUCCGCGUGUCUCUUCUCCCCGGGAGAUGGAGACGCAUGGAACAGAAAUAACACCACUCCUGCCAACGACAAUUAUACGCUUUGUGAAGGUGAUGGAAGGUGCGACAGACAUGCUUGUCUCUUGCAAUCUUCGUGUGACCGACGGAUCGCAGCUUGUGGUCGAACGCUUUCUAACAAAAAUGCCGGAAGAACGGUAUACGCCAGGUGGAUCCGAGACGAAAUAUCUCGGGCAGAUUGAAGACGUUGUGAGAGAUGCGGUGCUGCAGUGGCGGUUUUUUGCCUUCUCGAAGCGUUUUUAUGUCCUGCCUUCUUGCCAGUUUUUUUCUGCUGUGGAGGAGUUGAUGGCAUAUGGCGCGGGCGUGACAUCGACGGAAUCAUCCACGCUUCGCUUUAGAAA